This is a messenger RNA of Exophiala dermatitidis NIH/UT8656, 1482 nucleotides long. RefSeq lists its product as uncharacterized. Lineage: Eukaryota; Fungi; Ascomycota; Eurotiomycetes; Chaetothyriales; Herpotrichiellaceae. The record is from RefSeq and is a predicted model, not a curated record. The coding region runs from base 1 to 1482 and encodes 493 amino acids. The transcript has 2 exons.
AUGUCGAUAGACUCGGAGUCCACAUCCAGCACACAGUUGCUCUCGUCAUCUCAAUCCUCGCUUAACCGGUCGAGCAAGCGAUCGUCGUCCGAGAUAUCCAAAAUCUACAAGCAUGCAUCUCAGUUAUUUCUCACUCGAAGACUAGUCGAGGCGUACGAGGCUCUGAAACCUGUGGUGACGCCCUCGGGCCAGGCCAGGCCCGACGAUAGCCCGGCGCAGGCUCCAAUCGCAACGGCUACGACCAGUCAACGGAUCAAGAUCUGGAGCUUGUAUGUGACUCUGCUGAACUCAAUCAUUGAUCUUGGGCUGGAAGAGGGCAAGGAACAGUUUGGCGAGAAGGUGUACAAAGGUAUCGUGCGAACAGUGCAAAGCGGAGAUAUCUGGGAACAAGUUGUCCGAGAUGGAUAUCAGGGUCGCGAAGGCUCCGUGGAUGCGGAGGUUGUCUACAACUUAUCGAAUUUGCUUCUGGGACAGGCUCCCGACCAGAAAGUCAACCAAGCGCGGCUUGAGACGUAUCUCUCGUCAUCCUCCCCCUCUUCCUCUUCCCAACUCGACCUUGAUCUCUCGGCCCAUCUGAGCAAUAAUAAUGCCGGCAGUGGCAAUGGUCGACGGUCCGGGAUGGAUGGCACAAACACACCCAAAGACCUGACGUCUCGGAUCAAGAUCAUUGAAAUCUUUACCCUCCAUGUUCUUCCCCGAAACGGAGAAUGGGACUAUGCGCGGAGCGUGCUCACCAACAGUGACAUCCUAGAUGAGGAACGGAGAGAAGCGUUUCUACAGACCUUACAAGAGCUACAGGAUGUUUCGGAAAGGGAAAAGCUUGGCCAAGCCGAGCUGGAUAUCUUCGAGGAUACCGAGGAGGGAAUGCCCGAGUUUACUGCUUCAGGCACCGGCCACGGCGACGACGAGGACUCAAGGACGCGGUCCGGCAAACCCACGUCGUCCAGGCACCAGAGGACAAGCAGCGAGGUCGACUAUGGCAUUGAAAAGGAGCAUCCCAGUGGAUCAUAUUCCUCAUCGCAAUCAUCAGUCAGCAGCGUAUCUAGCACGCCGGACCAAAAAACACAAACACAAACACAACCCGCUCCAUUAAACAAACUUCCACCGCAACCUAUGCCUACCGCGCGGUCUCCUCCCCUGCCAUCCGGGGCCGGCCCCAAAGGUCGCAACAACCAGCUCUCUCCUCCAGCUCAGACGCCACGUCCUGGUCGUCCGACCCGGAAACCAAAGGCGCCCACUCAAAACGGCCUAAUAAGGCAAGCCCGCCAGUUGUUUCUGGCCCUGACCAACCUGGCCCGCAAUAUGGCGGGAGCGGUUUCAAAUAACCCGACGACGCUGCUGCGGCUGCUUCUCUUCAUUCUUGCUUUCGUCAUGGCGUUUAGCCAGAGGCAGAUCCGUGAAAGAGCAAAGAGGCUGUUGGACACGAGUUGGCAGAAGAUCAGAGGCACGGUGGGAAUGGGCGUCAAAGUCAGCUAUAUUUGA